AAGUAGUCAACACACGCACGCGUCUCGUAAGGAUCGAAAAUCAACCGUGGAAGAAGGGAAAAGAGAAGCCAGCCCAAAAUUGAAGCAAGAAGAGAGAGAGAGAGAGGGAGAGAGAGAGAGGGAGCGGAGUUGAGCUGUUGAGGAGUAGUAGCAGAAGUAAUCGCCAUGAAUUUGUUCCGGCUAGCUGGGGACAUGACCCACCUUCUCAGUAUAGUGGUCCUUCUUCUCAAGAUCCGCAAUAUGAAAUCUUGUGCUGGAAUUUCACUGAAAACUCAAGAACUGUAUGCUUUAGUUUUUCUCACUCGGUAUCUUGAUCUGUUUACCAAGUAUUACUCUAUAUACAACACUGCAAUGAAGCUAGUAUUCAUUGGGACUUCAGUAGCAAUUGUCUGGUACAUGAGAUAUCAUAAAGUUGUGAAGCAAACCUAUAGCAAGGAUGAAGAUACUUUUAGACAUUACAUUCUGAUACUCUUAAGCUUUGUGCUAGCCCUUUUGAUUCACCGUUCCUUUGAUGUGAUUGAGGUUUUAUGGGCAUUUUCAAUUUAUCUUGAAGCAGUGGCUAUCUUACCCCAAUUGUUAUUACUGCAAAGGUCAAGGAACAUUGACAACUUGACUGUCAACUAUGUUUUCCUUCUUGGUACUUACAGAGCUUUGUAUAUCAUCAAUUGGAUUUAUCGCUUCUUUGCGGAGAGAAUUACAUUUCGCUGGAUACCUUGGAUUUCAGGCCUCAUUCAGACUGCUCUCUUUGCUGACUUUUUCUACUACUACAUAAAGAGCUGGAAGACUCAGGAGCAACUUAAGCUUCCUGAAUGAAGCUGUAAUUGAAGUUACACUAACAGAAGCUAAGUUGCUACCUUGUGACACUGGAGGUCGAAAUUGCAAACACGACACACUUUUAUAAAUUAUCAACUAGUGAACAAAAGUUCAUCCCAUAUCCCAUGGCAGGGAGUUGUAGAUGACAUGUAUUUUUUAUUUCAGUAGAGAGGAUUUUGUUGUGGUUCCAAUUUGCUAUCUCAUCCAUCAAGCUUAGCGGUUGAUUCAACCAAAAGAGGCACAAAAGAAACUUGUCUUUUUUACCAGCUUGCAGAAAAUCUCUGAACCUUUUUCUUGGA
This is a messenger RNA of Manihot esculenta (cassava), 1112 nucleotides long. Its product is annotated as ER lumen protein-retaining receptor B. Bases 166 to 813 code for a protein of 215 amino acids. The transcript is spliced from 6 exons. Lineage: Eukaryota; Viridiplantae; Streptophyta; Magnoliopsida; Malpighiales; Euphorbiaceae. The record is from RefSeq and is a predicted model, not a curated record. Gene Ontology annotation, cellular component: endoplasmic reticulum; cis-Golgi network; membrane. Gene Ontology annotation, biological process: protein retention in ER lumen; endoplasmic reticulum to Golgi vesicle-mediated transport. Gene Ontology annotation, molecular function: ER lumen protein retrieval receptor activity.